Molecule: messenger RNA, 3231 nt
Organism: Tigriopus californicus
Lineage: Eukaryota; Metazoa; Arthropoda; Copepoda; Harpacticoida; Harpacticidae
Gene: Pi3K59F
Product: phosphatidylinositol 3-kinase catalytic subunit type 3-like
Biological process (GO): autophagosome assembly; endocytosis; phosphatidylinositol-3-phosphate biosynthetic process
Cellular component (GO): phosphatidylinositol 3-kinase complex, class III, type II; endosome; phosphatidylinositol 3-kinase complex, class III, type I
Molecular function (GO): 1-phosphatidylinositol-3-kinase activity
Source: RefSeq, a predicted model, not a curated record
UCGUUGUGAGAUGAUAGCAACGAUUUGGUGCUAUUUCAUUCGAACCUUAGAAAUAGUUCCCAUGAACGUAUUGGGUGCAUGUUCCAAUGCGCCAUCGCUCUGGGAUUUACCUUCUAUGAUAGCUCUCUGAAUCAAAACAAAGAGGAGAGAGAGUGCAUCGCAGAUUCGCUCUACUAAGCAAUUCUAUGGACAUUGAUGGGUGGUGUCGGUGGUGUUUCCUAUUAUCUUAGCAGCCGUUGACCCCAUGGAGUCGCUGCCCGACAAGUUCUACUUUGUCGAGAGCUCGAGUCUGGAACUCAAUGUGCGGGUCAAGAUUUGCACCUUGGAAGGCUCGCUGUCCCGUUACAAACCCGAGCAAAUUGCGCGAGAUCCCAUCCUCAAAUAUGCGGGUCGAAAUCAGACCAAAUAUCCCGAUCUCUUGGUCCAAGCCGUGAUCACGGCCGGCGGACUCCCAGACGAACCACUCCACGUGCCCAUCCUGACCUUUUACAAGCAUUUCACGCGUCGCUGGGAGUGGAAUCAGUGGCUGGAAUUCCCCUUGAAAUAUUCGGAUUUGCCCGUGGCCGCCAAUCUGUGUUUGACCAUACUCGAUUGUGGCGGUGGGCGGACCCGAGAAGUGGUGGGCGGGACCACGUUGCCGUUGUUCGGCCAAGGGGGCGUGUUCCGCCAAGGGCAGUUUGAUUUGCGGAUUUGGAAUGAUCGCACGGCCGAUGGGCGUGGCCCGGGCUGUGCCACACCCGGUCAAGACCUGCCCAUCACCACCACGGCGACGGGGCAGACCGAAAAGAGCGAUCUGCCUCGACUCACGGCCUUGGCCAAAAAACAUCGGGCGGGCCGCAUUCAGCCCGUGGAUUGGCUGGAUCGACUGACCUUUGCCGAGGUGGAACGGAUCAAUCAAAAGGAAAAGAUGAGCUCUAAUCUCCUGUUCCUCAUGGUAGAGUUCCCUCAGCUGCACUGCCGUGAUGUGGAGCAGGUGGCUGUGGUGUAUUAUGAGCCGCACCCGCGUUUCCCCGAGGACGCGCCGCACUUAGCGGCCAAGACCGAUUUGGUGCGCUGUCCGGACUUUGACGUCGAGUUCGACAACAUCGUCGAGGCCAAACACCAUCGACUGGCUCGCUCAGCGCGCGCCGGUCAAGGCGACAAGGAUCUCAAGCCCAAUUCCGAGAUCAAGACUCGGCUCAACGCCAUCCUCAGCUACCCGACCACGCAAGCCUUGACCUCGUUUGAGCAGGAUCUGAUGUGGCGCUUCCGCCACUACCUCUCCAACGACAAGAGCGCGCUCGCCAAGUUCGUCAAGUGCAUCAGUUGGACAUCACGAAUGGAGGCCAAGCAAGCCUUGGACCUGAUCAAUAAAUGGGCUCCCAUGGAUGUGGAGGACGCCUUGGAACUCCUCGGGCCAGCCUUCAAGCACCCGGGAUUGCGUCAAUACGCUGUGAACCGGCUGCGGCAAGCCUCUGACGAAGACCUGCAAUUGUACUUACUCCAGCUCGUCCAAGCCUUGAAAUACGAGAAGAUCAACGAGGUUUGGCUGGGACACGCUGAAUCAUCCGCCAUGGAGUGCUCUCUCCCGCCCAACACGAUCACCGUCACGGAUCAAAGCUUGACCAAUUCCGACCUUCAAGAUGACAUUGACGACGAAAGUAGCGACCAAUUUCCUCCCGCUCAACCCCAUCAGCAACAAGGGCAAGCCCCAGGCCCCUUCAAUAGUACGACCGUGCCUGAGGGGGAAUCCGAUGAAAGCGAUUUGGGAUUAGCGGCCUUUCUCAUUGAUCGGGCUUGUAAUCACUCGGCCAUUGCCAACUAUUUGUUCUGGUAUCUCGUGAUAGAGUGCGAAGACAAAGAAGGAGGCGAGGGCGUCAAGGAGGAUGCGAAGAUGCAAGAAAUGUACCAGCUGGUUAUGAAGAAGUUCAUGUCCACAUUGAGGAAAGGUCCCACCGAGUGGCGAGAGCGUCUCAACUUUCUGGAACGGCAACAAAAGUUCCUGGAGAAACUCGUGCUACUCAUUAAGGCCGUGGCCCGAGAAUCCGGGAAUCGGAAGAAGAAAAUUGAGCGCCUCCAAGCUCUCUUGGCCGAUCCCGAUGCCUUCCAGUUCAACUUUGUCCGAUUUGACCCAUUGGAAUUGCCUCUGGAUCCGAGUGUCCGAGUCAAUGGGUUGGUUCCGGGUCAAGCCACGCUAUUCAAGUCGUCCUUGAUGCCUGCCCGUUUGAACUUUGUCACCGUGGAAGGCGAACAGUAUGUGACCUUAUUCAAGCACGGAGACGACCUUCGCCAAGAUCAGCUCAUCCUUCAGAUCAUCACCUUGAUGAACCGGAUCCUUCAGCAAGAGAAUCUGGAUCUGAAACUUACCCCCUACCGAGUGCUCGCCACCUCGUCCAAGCACGGAUUCGUGCAAUUUGUGAACUCCAUGGCCAUCGCGGAUAUCCUCAACACAGAUGGAACCAUUCAGAACUUCUUCAGGAAGCAUAACCCCUCCGAAGGCAGUCCUUACGGCAUUCAGCCCGAGGUCAUGGACACAUAUGUUCGUAGCUGUGCCGGAUAUUGCGUCAUCACCUAUCUGCUCGGAGUAGGGGACCGACAUUUGGACAAUCUCCUACUGACCAAGGCCGGCAAGCUGUUUCACAUCGACUUUGGAUACAUCCUCGGCCGCGAUCCAAAGGUGAUGCCGUCGCCCAUGAAGUUGAGCAAAGAGAUGAUCGACGCGUUUGGCGGGAUGAAUUCCGAGCCUUACCAAGACUUCCGAACCCAGUGCUACACGGCUUUCUUGAGUCUGCGACGUUACUCGAACCUCAUCUUAAACUUGUUCUCGCUCAUGGUGGACGCGUCUGUGCCGGAUAUCGCCUUGGAGCCGGACAAAACCACCGUGCUCAAGGUGCAAGAUAAGUUCCGAUUGGACCUGAAUGACGAGGGGGCGUUCGGUUCAUGCAGACCCCUAAUUGACGUGUCCGCCUCCGCUGUGAUGCCCGCCCUCGUCGACCGAUUUCACAAAUUGGCUCAAUUCUGGCGGAAUUAGCCCUGAACUUACAUGCAGCACGAUCAUGAUUGUCUGUCCGUAAUUUGUUUGUCAUAUCUAUUUUAGGAAACAUACCAGUCCAUUCAGAGCCGGCUAGGGCAAUCGUCUUUUGUUACGUCCAUUUUCUAUUGAUUAAUCAAUCGACAUGACUCGAAACUGAAAUACAAAAAAAGUAAUAAUCAUGGCCUGCUUGCCAAAAGAAGUCAGUCGCCAAUCCAAAA